AUGGGUCUGGCUUACAACGUCUAUCUCACCUCCAACAAGAUCUUUGGCUGCAAGCAAUGCAAGACCCAUCUUGCAGACUACAACGACAUCAUCAGCCGGGCCUACCUCUUCAACAACGUAGUCAACAUCACCAUCUCUGAGCCGGUCGAGCGCAGUAUGACCACGGGCCGGCAUAUCGUCCGGGACAUCUCAUGCCGGCAGUGCAAGGAGAUAGUCGGGUGGAAAUACGACAAGGCGUACGAGAGCAGCGAGAAGUACAAGGAAGGCAAAUUCAUUCUCGAAGAGGAGUUGCUUAAUGUUACUGCUGCUAUGUCUACUUACCAGGUACCUAAGUACUAUACUACUACUAGAAAUCUAUCCGUUUCAUUUCAUUUUAUUUCAUUCCAUUCCAUUCCAUUCUCUGCAGGUUUCGGAUCCGAUUCCAUAUUAUUCCUAGGUAAUAGGUGUACAUAUUGUACAGAGUACCGAGGUACCUUGGGUUAG
This is a messenger RNA of Rasamsonia emersonii CBS 393.64, 483 nucleotides long. RefSeq lists its product as uncharacterized. Gene Ontology annotation, cellular component: ubiquitin ligase complex. The coding region runs from base 1 to 483 and encodes 160 amino acids. The record is from RefSeq and is a predicted model, not a curated record. NCBI's taxonomy places the organism in Eukaryota, Fungi, Ascomycota, Eurotiomycetes, Eurotiales, Trichocomaceae. The transcript has 6 exons.